AUGGCUUCAAUGGGUGAAUUAUAUCGUAAUUACUGGAUUCUGGCUGAUGCCAAGGAGGAGGAUCUGCCCAAGCACAAACGAUCAUAUGCGGCAAUUUUGGAUGGCAUCAGUGGAGGAUUUAAGGAAAGAAUGUUGGCAGCCCGAUUGAUCCCCAAAUUCUUUAAGUACUUUCCAGAACUGUCUGCUGUUGCUUUCACUGCCCACCUUGAUUUGUGUGACGACAAAUAUAUUUCAGUUCGCCAUCAAGCAGUACGGGGACUGUUGCAAUUUGCCACGAAUGAAAACCUACCUAACGUUGCCGAUGUUCUUAUACAGUUGUUAAAGACAGAUGACGUGGCUGAACUUGACUUGGCAAAUAAUGCUUUGUUGCAUAUUUUAAAAGUGGAUGCCGAAGGCACAUUAAAAAAGAUGAUUCAUUAUAUCCGUAAAGGAAAGAAAAUUGUACGAAAGCGAGCCAUCAAAUUUCUUUCCUUGAAGCUAAAAUCUCUGCCGGAGGAAGUGAUGUCGAAAGAAGCCGAACAAUUAAUUCUGUUUAAUUACAAGAGGAUGUUGAAGGUUGUCGGUGGAGAAGAUUUUUAUCUGUUCAUAAGAAUCCUUUCUUCUUUACAUAUCAUGCAAAAUGACAAAGGUAGACAGCUGCUGGUGGAUCUCAUGUUCAUGGAAGUUGAUCUGCAUGAAACUAAAAAUGCUGACAGUCUUGAUUCUAUAUACCGCUUUAUUAAGUGUACUCAACAAGUUAUGCCUUUCUUUUCGACAAAUGUCCACUCUAAUACAUUUGUGACUCAUUUCUGUGAGAAGAUUCUUCCCAUAUUGGGCUCCUUAAACAAUCUAGAAGAUGACAAUGAUGUCCACCUUGAGGUGCUGAAACUGUUGGCAGAAAUGAGCAGAUUCUGUGGAGUAAAUGACAAAAUCGAAUACUGUAUGCUUACAGUUUUUGAUACAUUACUGAAUUACUUGCCUCUUCCCCCUGAAGAUGCAAAAGACAAUGAAGACAUUAAACUGCAUUUCAGCCAUAUCGAGUGCUUACUAUUUGUAUUACAACAGCUAGGAAAAAAGCUUCCAGACUUUCUCACCAUGAGAGUGCAUGGAGAGAAACUUGCAGAUUUUCAAAUCAGGUUACAAUACUUUGCUGAAAACCUUCAAGAAUUCAUUCAGCCAUUGCGUCUGGCUUUGGAAGAAAAUUCAGAGGAAGUUAUGAAACCUGGAGAGCGGAAAAUCAAAAGGGAGGUUUUAAAAAUAAUGAGCAACAUUGAGACUUUGAGAGAGGAUUUGUCUAGCUUUCCUCCGUCCUACAAAAGCUCGGUGACACUUUCUUGGACCCCAGAGACAGAAGCAGAGAUUGGACAAAAAAGAAAACUUGAAAUGACUGCUUCUAUGUCUCCCCCAAAGAAGCAGAAAACAGAUUUGAUGAAAUAA
Messenger RNA from Pelobates fuscus (common spadefoot toad), 1416 nucleotides. Its product is annotated as apoptosis inhibitor 5-like. Gene Ontology annotation, cellular component: nucleus. Gene Ontology annotation, molecular function: RNA binding. The transcript is spliced from 13 exons. The coding region runs from base 1 to 1416 and encodes 471 amino acids. Gene Ontology annotation, biological process: negative regulation of apoptotic process. Lineage: Eukaryota; Metazoa; Chordata; Amphibia; Anura; Pelobatidae. The record is from RefSeq and is a predicted model, not a curated record.